This is a messenger RNA of Triticum dicoccoides, 1156 nucleotides long. Its product is annotated as protein SRG1-like. The transcript is spliced from 4 exons. The record is from RefSeq and is a predicted model, not a curated record. Lineage: Eukaryota; Viridiplantae; Streptophyta; Magnoliopsida; Poales; Poaceae. The coding region runs from base 1 to 1086 and encodes 361 amino acids.
AUGGAAAGCACGGGGGGAGCGAGAGCGCCCACGACGGUGCAGGAGCUGGCCGGCGCCCUCGCCGCGCCCGUCGUGCCGGCCCGGUACGUCGUGCGCGGACAACACGACCACGACCAGCAGCCUGCGACGGCGGUAGUGGCGCCAAUCCCUGUCAUCGACCUCGGCCGCCUUUUCAAGCUGGACGACACCACCGCUUCUGCCGAGGAGGCAGCGAAGCUCCGGCUGGCGCUUGAGUCGUGGGGUCUCUUCCUGGUGACUAACCACGGCGUAGAUGCCGCCGUGAUGGAUGGCAUGAUGGCCGCUUCGAGGGAGUUCUUUCAGCGGCCACCGGAAGAGAAGCAGAGAUACACCAACCUGAUCGGCGGCGAGCGGUUCCAGCUCGAGGGGUACGGGACCGACCAGGUGAGCUCGCCGGACCAGAUCCUAGACUGGUCCGACCGCCUCUUCCUCAAGGUGGAGCCGGAGGACGAACGGAGCCUCGCCCUCUGGCCGGCGCACCCCGAAACCUUCAGGGAUCUUCUUGACGAGUUCACGAAUAAAUGUGGGGAAGUGAAGGAUGGUCUGCUCCGGGCAAUGUCAAAGCUGCUGGAGCUCCACGAUGACUACUUCGUGGACCAGCUUGGGGAGAGAGCUGACACUUAUGUUAGAUUCAGCUACUACCCAGAGUGCCCAAGGCCGGAGCUCGUGUUCGGCCUUAAGCCCCACUCUGAUGGGAGUGUUCUUACCGUGCUCAUGGUCGAUGACGUUGUUGGUGGCCUGCAACUCCUUAGAGACGGCGUUUGGUGGGAUGUACCGGUCGUGCCCCACACCCUACUGGUCAACGUAGGAGACCAAACUGAGAUAAUAAGCAAUGGGAUCUUCAAAAGCCCUGUGCAUAGGGUUGUCACAAAUGCUAAGAAAGAGAGGUUAUCAGUGGUUUUGUUCUACUCCGCUCGUUCUGAAAGAGAGAUCGAGCCAGCUACUCAGCUGGUAGACGAGAAGAGGCCGGUGUUGUACAGAAAGAUCAAGGUCAAGGACUACAUUGCUGGACUCUAUGAACAUGUCUCUCAAGGGACAAUGGUUAUCGACACGGUGAAAAUAUUCUAAGUGCGGUGUCAUGUGUUUCAUGCAAAUUCUUUUGCCAUUCUGGGACCAAUAUACUCAUCUGUUAUUUGCA